Messenger RNA from Chlorocebus sabaeus (green monkey), 1592 nucleotides. RefSeq names its product delta like non-canonical Notch ligand 2 (gene DLK2). The record is from RefSeq and is a predicted model, not a curated record. Gene Ontology annotation, biological process: heterophilic cell-cell adhesion; establishment or maintenance of epithelial cell apical/basal polarity. Gene Ontology annotation, cellular component: protein-containing complex; plasma membrane. Gene Ontology annotation, molecular function: calcium ion binding. Lineage: Eukaryota; Metazoa; Chordata; Mammalia; Primates; Cercopithecidae.
GCGAGGAGCCGCCGCCGCCGCCGCUCGGGGUCGCCUGGAGCCCCAGAUUCCUGAGCGCUUGGCUCGUAUGGCAGCCGCUUCGGCGCCCGGCCCCGCGGCCAGCUAGGGGCGGCCCCGCGCUCCCCCACAGCCCCUCGGCGGCGCCCGUCGGAUCCCGCCUCGCUCUGCGCCCCGGGGCGCGGCACCUCCCCGCCGGAGGUGUUCACGCGUCCGGCCGUCCAUCCGUCCGUCCCCCCUGGUGCCGGCGCUGACCAUGCCCAGCGGCUGCCGCUGCCUGCAUCUUGUGUGCCUGUUGUGCAUUCUGGGGGCUCCCGGUCAGCCUGUCCGAGCCGAUGACUGCAGCUCCCACUGUGACCUGGCCCACGGCUGCUGUGCACCUGACGGCUCCUGCAGGUGUGACCCGGGCUGGGAGGGGCUGCACUGUGAGCGCUGUGUGAGGAUGCCUGGCUGCCAGCAUGGUACCUGCCACCAGCCAUGGCAGUGCAUCUGCCACAGUGGCUGGGCAGGCAAGUUCUGUGACAAAGAUGAACAUAUCUGUACCACGCAGUCCCCCUGCCAGAAUGGAGGCCAGUGCAUGUAUGACGGGGGCGGUGAGUACCAUUGUGUGUGCCUACCAGGCUUCCAUGGGCGUGACUGCGAGCGCAAGGCUGGACCCUGUGAACAGGCAGGCUCCCCAUGCCGCAAUGGCGGGCAGUGCCAGGAUGACCAGGGCUUUGCCCUCAACUUCACAUGCCGCUGCUUGGUGGGCUUUGUGGGUGCCCGCUGUGAGGUGAACGUGGAUGACUGCCUGAUGCGGCCUUGUGCUAAUGGUGCCACCUGUCUUGAUGGCAUAAACCGCUUCUCCUGCCUCUGUCCUGAGGGCUUUGCUGGACGCUUCUGCACCAUCAACCUGGAUGACUGUGCCAGCCGCCCAUGCCAGAGAGGGGCCCGCUGUCGGGACCGUGUCCAUGACUUCGACUGUCUCUGCCCCAGUGGCUAUGGUGGCAAGACUUGUGAGCUUGUCUUACCUGUCCCACACCCCCCAACCACAGUGGACACCCCUCUAGGGCCCACCUCAGCUGUGGUGGUACCUGCCACGGGGCCAGCCCCCCACAGCGCAGGGGCUGGUCUGCUGCGGAUCUCAGUGAAGGAGGUGGUGCGGAGGCAAGAGGCUGGGCUAGGUGAGCCUAGCUUGGUAGCCCUGGUGGUGUUUGGGGCCCUCACUGCUGCCCUGGUUCUGGCUACUGUGUUGCUGACCCUGAGGGCCUGGCGCCGGGGUGUCUGCCCCCCUGGACCCUGUUGCUACCCUGCCCCACACUAUGCUCCAGCAUGCCAGGACCAGGAGUGUCAGGUUAGCAUGCUGCCGGCAGGGCUCCCCCUGCCACCUGACUUGCCCCCUGAGCCUGGAAAGACCACAGCACUGUGAUGGAGGUGGGGGCUUUCCGGCCCCCUUCCUCACCUCUUCCACCCCUCAGACUGGAGUGGUCCUUUCUCACCACCCUUCAGCUUGGGUACACACACAGAGGAGACCUCAGCCUCACACCAGAAAUACUAUUUUUUUAAUACACAGAAUGUAAGAUGGGAUUUUAUCAAAUAAAACUAUGAAAAUGCAA